AACCCAGUUUCCUUAUUGGCUUGUGGCAAACACACUACUUAAUAAACUGCUCCUUUCAUCCUUCAAUGAAGGGGGAGUGCAUGAACAACAAAAAAUUCCCAGGGCUACAGAAAGCACAUAAAAGAGGGCUGCGGUGUUGAUUCCACCAUUCAGACUGGGAUCAAGAUCAAGCACUGACAUGGCUGCUGAGAGCUCACAAAGAAGAUUCCUCCUGCUGGCUGUCUUUGCACUGAGCAUCUUUGCCAAUCUCUGUGAGGGGCAAGAGUUGCGAUGCCAGUGUAUUCAGACACAUUCUGAUUUUAUUUCUCCGAAAUUCAUUAAACAUGUCCAGUUGAUACCCGAAGGUGUUCACUGCAACAGGAAAGAAAUCAUAGUCACAUUGGAAGAUGGGAAAUUAAUUUGUUUGGAUCCUAACGCUGAAUGGGUGAUGCUUAUUAUCAAAAAGAUUAUCAACAGUGCCCCUAACUGAUGGUCACACAAGGAACAUCACAUCCUGUGGAUAUCGGAAGCCCUCAGUAUCAUCGUGAGCUUGGACAUCCUCCAGAGGUUUCUUUCAGAGUAGCAUCAAGUUAUGCUAAUUUCUGACUAAAAUGAACUGCCUUCUUUACUUAUUCUGACAACCUAAACAUUAUUUUCAGGCAGGUGGUUGGCUAGUUGUGAGGGAAUAAUGGAAGGGAGGGUUAUGAAAUUUCCAUUAUGUUGUAAGAAUACUCUCUAAACUCAUGUAGUAGGUUAGAGGUUUCCUAGUUAGGCUCACUAUAUCUUAGUAGAGUCCACCUUUUCCAUGCUGUGCCCUACCAGUUAACUUCCUAAGGCACUCUAGCAUUUGAUCACUGCUUUUCACUUGACCCUAUCCUUUGAUAUUAUUCCCAAUGACAUCAACAUUUUUCUUGAUUAACUUGUCAACACUCUGGCCUUUUGAUUGCUUGAACUUUUAAGUUCCAAAGGCUUUAACUUGCUCCCCAUUUUAGUCAUCCACAACCUUGGAUCUCAGUAUAAAUAAGGUUGUUUAUCUAUAGUUGUCAAAACUUCAAUGCUUCUUUUACAGGAAUUUUUCAUUCAUUAUAAGAUCUAUGCAUUUAAUGAGAAGAAAAUGGGGUUCGUACAGUUGUAUGAUAGACUGGUCUUAAAUUUUAAGAAUUUACUCUUAAAUAAAGCAAACCUGAUAGAUAACCUCAGCCAAGAGUAGAGGCAACCCACCCUAGGAAACUGUAAAGUCGUCAGGUUGGAAGAGGAAGGGAAGGAAAUUUAAGACCAUUGAGACCCAAGGAAGAUCAUGAGGAUGAUGCCUCAGAAAGAUGAAAUAGAAAAUGCAGAACUAAGGCUGUGUUUUAACCAUUUAACUUCUUUUAGGUAGAAUUUCUGGAUAUGCAACACCAUAUUGAGAGAAUAUAUAUGUAUAUCAUUUUUUUUAUCGUUCUGAAAAUAAAAACGUUUUAACAGA
This is a messenger RNA of Felis catus (domestic cat), 1444 nucleotides long. Its product is annotated as interleukin-8-like. The coding region runs from base 179 to 469 and encodes 96 amino acids. The record is from RefSeq and is a predicted model, not a curated record. The transcript has 4 exons. Lineage: Eukaryota; Metazoa; Chordata; Mammalia; Carnivora; Felidae. Gene Ontology annotation, biological process: neutrophil chemotaxis; chemokine-mediated signaling pathway; cellular response to lipopolysaccharide. Gene Ontology annotation, molecular function: chemokine activity; CXCR chemokine receptor binding. Gene Ontology annotation, cellular component: extracellular region.